AUGGAUAAAAAUCAUUUAACAACUAAAAUUAAUACUACUAAUAAUAUCAAGCGUUCAUGGUCAUCAAUAACUAUCACAAUACCAAAUAAUACAUGUUUAUAUGAAAGCAAUCGUGUUUUAAAUGAACGUUCAUCAAAAAAUAUUCUAUCAGAUUUAUCAUCAUCGUGUAAUCUUGAAGAAACAAAUGAAAAUGAAUUAUUAUUUCCUGGUUUUGUUGAAAAAGUUUUCUAUUGUCUUAAACAAACAACAUCACCUCGUUAUCAAUGUUUACAAUUGAUAACAUGGCCAUGGUUUGAACGUAUAAGUAUGUUUGUUAUUUUACUUAAUUGUAUUACACUUGGAAUGUAUCAACCAUGUGAACAUCAUUCGGAUGUAUCAGGUUCAAAAAUCUGUGACACAACACGUUGUCUUUGGUUACAAGCAAUUGAUCAUUUUAUUUUUGCAUUUUUUACCAUUGAAAUGUGUGUUAAAAUGAUAGCUAUGGGUAUAUUCGGUAAAGGAACUUAUUUAGCUGAUGCAUGGAAUAAAUUGGAUUGUUUUAUUGUUGUUUCUGGGCUAAUAGAAUCCAUUAUGCCAGGUGACAAUUUAAGUUUAUCAGCUAUACGUACAAUACGAGUUCUUCGUCCAUUACGUGCCAUUAAUCGUGUACCAUCCAUGCGUAUCCUUGUCAUGUUAUUACUUGAUACAUUUCCAAUGCUUGGAAAUGUUUUACUUCUUUGUUUUUUUGUCUUCUUUGUAUUUGGUAUUGUUGGUGUACAAUUAUGGAAAGGUUUAUUACGUAAUCGUUGUUUUCUGCAAUUGAAUACAACAAAUAUUUCUGAUUAUGCAUUAUUUGAGGAUUUUCAAUUACCAGCUUUUUAUAUUCCACAUGACAAAGAUUCAUUUAUUUGUUCACAUCCUCAAUCAAAUGGAAUGACAAAAUGUUCAGAUAUACCUAAAUUACGAAUAGGAAAUAUGACAUGUGAACUUGAUUUGCAUACAUUUAGUGAACAAUUAUCAAAGAAUCCAAAUAAACCAAUAAAUGGUUGUGUUAAUUGGAAUCAAUAUUAUACAUUUUGCAAUGUUUCCGAUACAAAUCCAUAUUCAGACUCAAUUAGUUUUGAUAAUGUUGGUUUAGCAUGGAUUGCAAUAUUUCAGAUAAUUAGUCAAGAAAGUUGGGUUAAUAUAAUGUAUUAUAUUCAAGAUGUUCAUUCAUUUUGGGUUUGGAUUUAUUUUGUAUGUCUUAUUCUUGUUGGUUCAUUUUUUUUGAUUAAUCUAUGUCUUGUUGUUAUUGCAACACAAUUUAGCGAAACAAAAAAACGUGAAACAGAACGAAUGUUAAAUGAACAAAAACGUUUUAAACAUUCAUCAAGUACAUUAUUAAUUGAUGAACAUAAUUCUUGUUGGGCAGAUACAAUUACAUAUCUUGAAUAUUUAUGGAAAUAUGCAUAUAAAAGAAUUCAUAGUUCAUGGAUAAAUUAUCGACAAAAACAUGCAAGUGUCAAUAAAAAACGUUUAAUUGAGAUAAAAAAACAUCGUCACAAAGAAACUGUAAAUAAUAGCCAAGCAACUAUUGACAUUCAUUACAAUAGAAAUUCAAUCGUGAAUUCAUGUUCAUUUCCAAGUUUUGAUAUUAUUCAUCGACCUUAUUGUCAAUAUCAUCAACUAACAGAUAAUUUAUCUAUUGGAACACCUUCAUCUUUAUGUCCAUCGAUUGCUGAUGCAUCAAUAGCUACUCCUGAACAAUCGGAUAUUAUCGAUUCAAUAGAUAUAGAAAAUGCUGCUAUAGAAAUGCAAACAAUUCCAUCAAUGGUUUGUCAUUAUCAACCAUUAAAAUCUGACUAUUUAGAUCUUGAAACCAUAGAUAAAAAUCCAUGCGAUUGUUAUUAUCAAAAUCUAAUACCUGAUAAAUUAAACAUCAAUAAUGAAGUCGAACAAGAAGAUGAUGACGAAGAAAAAAAUAAAAUAAAAAAAAAAUCUAAAAUAUAUCAAUUUUGUAAUGAAUGUAUUUGGCCUUAUUUUCUUAAUUGUCAAAAACAUAUAGCAAAUUUUGUUGCAAGUAAAUAUUAUAGUCAUAUUGUUUUAUCAGCUAUUCUUAUGAAUACAUUAUUAAUGGGUGUUGAAUAUCAUGGACAACCUCAAUCAUUAACAAAUGCAUUAGAAUUUUGUAAUUUAGCAUUUGCAUUAUUAUAUAUUAUUGAAAUGAUGUUAAAAAUAAUUGCUGAUGGAUAUUUACAAUAUAUUAAAAAUAUUUAUAAUUUAUUUGAUAGUGCAAUUGUUAUUAUCAGUAUUAUUGAAUUACAAGGACAUAUGAAUAGUGGUUUAUCUGUUUUACGUACAUUUAGAUUAUUACGUGUACUUAAACUCGUCAGAUUUAUGCCAACAUUAAGACAACAAUUAGUUUUAACUCAAGAAGAUUGGCAUGGAGUACUUUAUAAUGGAAUGAAAAAUACAAAUGCAUGGGCAGCAUUAUAUUUUAUAGUAUUAAUGACAUUUGGAAAUUAUGUUUUAUUUAACUUACUUGUUGCCAUUCUCGUUGAAGGAUUUUCGACAGAUAAAGAAUCUGGUACUUCCAAUAUCGAAAAUAUGACAAAUCGAUUAGAAAAAAUUGAUCCAUUUACAACACAAGCACUUCUUACAGGAGAUGUUGAACAACUACCACAUCCACAUGAAUUAAUAAUCGAUGAAUCAUCACAUCAUAAACAUAAAGUUAAAAUAAUGAGUAUACCAAAGAUUGCCACAAGUAAUCAACAUGAUUCUAGUGAAUGUUUUGCUGAAAAUUGUUUAAAAGCAAAUAAAAAUUUCUCGUCAUCAACUACAUUAAGUUUUCAUACAUGUAUUCAAUCAAUAAGAAAUGAAUCUUCGAAAGUAUCUUUAUCAUUUCAACGAAGAUGUACUAUUUCUUCAAUAAAAAAUAAUUCUACUAAUAGUGUACAAAAAAUUCAAGAUAAUUUAUGUGAAAAUAAUUCAUUGACAUUAAUUUAUGAUGAUAAUCAUCGAAUACAUAAUAAUGACAAAAGACAAUGUUUAUUAAAUCCUAUACGACGAACAAAUUCUUAUCAAUCAUCAUUAACAAAAUCUUUUAUUAUUCAAGAUGAUACAUUUAUUGAACAAGAAAUAAAUAAUUUAAAUAUGAUUAUUAAACGGCGAUCAACAAAUAAUAAUUUUACUUAUCCAAUGAAUCAAAUAGAAACAUCAAGUACACAUGAAAUAUCAAAACAUGAUUGUAGUCCGUAUUUAAAUAAUUCUAUUGAUGAAGAUUCGAAUAUAACAACAAUAAUUAAUAAUCAAUAUGAUAUCCGAAACGAUACAACACAAAAUGAAAAUCAAUCACAACAGAGAGUCUAUCAAAUAUAUUCAAUUCAUUCAUGUGCAAAUCGAUUAUGUAAAUAUUUUCAAAAACGUAAAAAUUAUUCACUAUAUAUUUUUUCACCUGAAAAUCGAGUUCGUCAAAAAUUAAAAUGUUUAGUUAUAAAAAGAUCAUUUGAUCAUUUAACUCUAUUUUUUAUUGCUCUUAAUUGUAUAACACUUACCAUGGAACGUCCAUCACUUUCAGCAACAAGUUUUGAACGACAUUUCUUAAAUAUAACAAAUAUUAUUUUUACAAUACUAUUUACAAUUGAAAUGAUGACAAAAGUUAUUGCUCAUGGACUUAUAUGUGGAUCAGAUACUUAUUUACAUAAUAGGUGGAAUAUUAUGGAUGGUUUACUAGUUAUAAUAUCAAUUGUUGAUCUUGCUACAAUGUCUCGUGGUACAGUAAUACCAUCAAAUCAUGAAUCAGAAGGAGCAACACGUAUAUUUAGUAUGCUAAGAGUUUUUCGUCUAUUAAGAACAUUGCGACCAUUGAGAGUUAUCAAUCGAGCACCUGGUCUUAAACUUGUUUUACAAACAUUAAUUUCAUCAUUAAGACCUAUUGGUCAUAUUGUUAUUAUCUGUUGCACAUUUUUUAUUAUUUUUGGUAUUCUUGGAAUUCAGUUAUUCAAAGGCAAAUUUUAUUAUUGUGAAGGUCCAUUUGCUCAUAAUGUAACAACACGACAACAAUGUGAAGAAAUGGCUGAUCAUCAUUGGAAAAAUCAACAAUAUAAUUUUGAUAAUUUAGGCCAAGCAUUAUUAUGUUUAUUUGUUUUAUCAUCACGAGAUGGUUGGGUACAAAUGAUGUAUAAUGGUAUUGAUGCUGUUGAUGUUGAUAUGCAACCAAUAAGAAAUUAUAAUACAGCAAGAUUACUUUAUUUUAUUUCAUUUUUAUUACUUGUUGGCUUUUUUGUAUUAAAUAUGUUUGUUGGGGUUGUUGUUGAAAAUUUUCACAAAUGUCGUGCUGAACAAGAACGUGAAGAAAAAGAAACAUAUAAAGCUAAAUGUGCACUAGAACUUGAACGUAGACGACGUCGUAGACAUGAAUUACCGUAUUAUGCACAUUUUUCACCAUGGAGAAGACGUUUACAUCAUAUAUGUAAUAGUAAAUAUUUUGAUUUAAUUAUUGCUGCCAUUAUAGCUCUUAAUGUUCUUACAAUGUCAUUAGAAUUCUAUUUAAUGCCACCGGCUCUUGAUAUGGCUCUUGAUUAUUGUAAUUAUAUAUUUACAAUUGUAUUUUUAAUUGAAGCAAUAUUAAAGAUUAUUGCUCUAGGACCAUUAAAAUAUUUUAAAGACAAAUGGAAUCAAAUUGAUAUUAUAAUUGUUAUUUUAUCAAUAGCUGGUAUUAUUGUAGAAAAAAUGAAAAAUGGACAUAUACUUCCAAUUAAUCCAACUAUUAUACGUGUUAUGAGAGUAUUAAGAAUCGCACGAGUAUUGAAAUUAUUAAAAAUGGCAAAAGGUAUAAGAGCUUUAUUAAAUACUGUUAUACAAGCUCUUCCACAAAGUCUUUUAUUUUUUCUUCUUUUCUUUAUUUAUGCUGCACUUGGUGUUGAAUUAUUUGGAAAAUUAGAAUGUACAGAUGAACAACCAUGUUAUGGACUUAAUAAACAUGCACAUUUUAAAAAUUUUGGUAUGUCAUUUUUAACAUUAUUUCGUAUUGCAACUGGUGAUAAUUGGAAUGGUAUUAUGAAAGAUGCAUUACGUCCAGAUCAUCCAACACAUAAUGGAAAAAAUCAUUUCAUGUCUGUAAUAGCACCGAUUUAUUUUGUUACUUUUGUUCUUAUGGCACAAUUUGUUCUUGUUAAUGUUGUUGUUGCUGUAUUAAUGAAAAAACUUGAUGAAUCAAAUCGAAUGAUGGCUGAUGAUGCAGAUAUUGAUGAAGAAAUCGAUCGAGAAUUAGAAGCUGUUGCACAUGACCGAGAGUAUUUUGAAAAAUCAUCACUUGAUCAGCAAGAACUGGAAUUUCUAAAUAAUAAUGAUACUCAUUACUUUUCAUUAAAAAAACGAUUCUCUUUACCAGCAAAUUUUAUAUUUAAUUCAAUGAUGACAAUGGAAAAACGUUCAGAAAAAGAUUAG
Rotaria sp. Silwood2 is the source of this 5406-nucleotide messenger RNA. The record is from the annotation of a GenBank genome assembly. Lineage: Eukaryota; Metazoa; Rotifera; Eurotatoria; Philodinida; Philodinidae.